Molecule: messenger RNA, 5757 nt
Organism: Labrus mixtus (cuckoo wrasse)
Lineage: Eukaryota; Metazoa; Chordata; Actinopteri; Labriformes; Labridae
Product: A disintegrin and metalloproteinase with thrombospondin motifs 16
Exons: 24
Coding region: 476-4381 (1301 amino acids)
Biological process (GO): proteolysis; extracellular matrix organization
Cellular component (GO): extracellular matrix
Molecular function (GO): metalloendopeptidase activity
Source: RefSeq, a predicted model, not a curated record
AUGUGUUCAGUGCUCCCUCGUCGGACUCCAGUGGGGGGGAACAGAUUCGUACUCUGUGCGUCUUUCAUAGAAGUCUGUUUCUGCCAAGACGAGACGCAGCCUAUUUAAGACAAUCACAUGAUUUCACUGGGAGUCAAAAUGGUCCGCGGGGGUCACUGGGGAGAGAGAGCGCGGUAGAGUGAGAGAGAUUUUUUUUUUUUUGGUUCUGGUCGGUCUGUCUGAAUGGAAAAGGGGAAAAUGCUGACCGGGAGAGAGAACUGGAGUUCAAGAGAUUUUACGCGUUGGGAUACUGCGCACGGAAAUGAAUGGAAACCAAAGGAAAGAGAGUGAAGAAGAAACCUGCAUCUGAAACUGAUUGAUGCUUCUUUCAGCUGUAGAUCUGCUGCUGCUGGACUGGGGUUUAAAACUAUUUGGACUUUUAGAUUGCAGCUGGGUGAUUGAAGCUUCAGGUCGUGCGUAAAGGUGAUCUACGGAGAUGGCUUUCUUACCGGUUUGUGCAAAGUCGAGACGGUGGACCCUGUUGCUCGUAUUGUAUCUUUUUUGCUUUUUCAAACUGAGCAAAAGCAUACUUUUGAAUAAUGGUGCUGAUAGUGUUGAAUCUCAGCAAGAAGUAUCGGCCCUGCUGCGAUCUCUUAAUUUACCUCAACAUACAGAAUAUGAGAUUGUGUCUCCAUAUGAGGUCAACCACCAAGGUGUUUACAUCUCUCAUGAAGUCGCCCACCACCAGCGCAGGAGGCGACGAAGAUCUCUGAACCCAGACGCAGACUCACCAAACACCGGCAGCAGUAGUGAAACAGUUCACUUCCGGCUGAGUGGUUUGGGGCAGGACUUCCACAUGGAGUUGAAGGAGGCCUCGGAGAGCCUAAUCGCACCUGGCUUCACCAUCCAGGUCCUGGGAAAGAAUGGCACCAAGAGCCUGAGGGCCUACCACAAGGACGACCUGUGCUUUUACCAGGGGUCACUGAGGUCAAGGAUCAACUCCUCCGUGGCACUGUCCACGUGCAUGGGGAUGUCAGGUUUGAUCAGAACACAUGAUGCAGACUACUUCCUGAGACCUGUGCCAAGCAGCCUCGCUCAGACAGAGAACUUUACAGCACCCUCAAGCCACCAGCCGCACAUCCUCUACAAGAGCAAGACAACGGCCCGGGCCGAGCGUAAGGGUCAGGGGCCUCAGGUGCUUCAGGAGUCAUCAACUCUUCACAAAUCACACGAACACUCCGUCUCCAAGAGAUCCACAAACUCAAUGACAGAACCCAUGGACAGCACAGUAAACGGAGAGCAGCAAAAACAGCACCAUGGCAACAACAGAGGCAGCAGACAUGGUGACCAGGUGGAGCAUCAUCAUAGCAGCCAUCACCAUGAAAACUACAGACAUAAUGAGAGGCACAGGCAACACUUCUGCGGGAGAAGGAAGAAAUACAUGCCAAAACCUCCUGAAGAUGAUGUAUUUGUUCUACCCGAUGAGUACAAGUUCAUCCCCAGAAACAAAAGAGCCGUGCUGAUGAAGAAUCAGGUCAGCCAGAGGCUCAACGUGGAAAUGCUAGUGGUCGUGGACAAGAAGAUGAUGGACAACCAUGGCCACGAGAACAUUACCACAUAUGUUCUUACUGUGCUUAAUAUGGUCUCCAGCCUCUUCAAAGACGGUACAAUAGGGGGUAACAUCAACAUCGUGAUAGUGGGCCUCGUGCUUCUGGAUGAAGAGCAGGACGGUUUGGUGAUCAACCACCAUGCAGACCACACACUGAACAGCUUCUGCCACUGGCAGUCAACGCUGGGAGGCAGGGAGGGCCAACACCACGACCACGCCAUCCUCCUCACAGGACUCGACAUCUGCUCGUGGAAGAAUGAACCCUGUGACACACUUGGGUUUGCUCCAAUUAGCGGGAUGUGCAGCAAGUACCGGAGCUGUACCAUUAAUGAGGACACAGGCCUGGGUCUCGCCUUCACCAUCGCCCAUGAAUCUGGACACAAUUUUGGAAUGGUCCAUGAUGGUGAAGGAAACGUCUGUAAGAAGUCAGAGGGCAACAUCAUGUCUCCAACAUUAGCCGGUCACAAUGGCAUCUUCUCCUGGUCCGCCUGUAGCCGCCAAUACCUCAGCCGCUUCCUCAACUCCGCCCAGGCUCUGUGCUUAUCAGAUGAACCCCGAGCAGUAAAGGAGUAUCGGUACCCUGAGAAACUGCCUGGCGAGCUGUACGAUGCAGACACGCAGUGUAAAUGGCAAUUCGGGGAGAAGGCCAAGCUCUGCACCCUCGAUUUUAAGAAGGAUAUCUGUAAGGCUCUGUGGUGCCACCGUGUUGGGAGGAAGUGUGAGACCAAGUUCAUGCCAGCUGCUGAGGGCUCUGCCUGUGGACCUGAUAUGUGGUGUCGUAGGGGCCAGUGUGUGAAACAGGGUGACGAGGGCCCGAGGCCCCAGCAUGGCCACUGGUCAGAUUGGUCUUCUUGGUCUGCCUGCUCAAGAAGUUGUGAGAGCGGAGUCACCUAUCGGGAGAGGCAGUGCAACAACCCCAGGCCUGUGUUUGGAGGGAAGUUCUGUGAGGGUUCCUCAAGGUCCUACAAACUUUGUAACACUCAGGAUUGUCCUGCCAACACCACUGACUAUAGAGCGCAGCAGUGUGCAGAAUAUAAUAGCAAACAGUUCAGAGGAUGGUUCUACACCUGGAGGCCAUACACCAGAGUGGAUGACCAGGAUGUGUGUAAGCUGUACUGCUUUGCUGAAGGCUACGAUUUCUUCUUUGCACUGGCCAGCAAAGUUAAGGACGGGACACUGUGCUCACAGGACAGCUCUAACGUCUGCAUCGACGGACUGUGUGAGAGAGUGGGCUGUGACCGAGUGUUGGGCUCCACAGCUGUGCCUGAUGCUUGUGGUGUGUGCAAAGGAGACAACUCCACCUGCAAGAUCUACAAAGGACAGUACACUAAGCAGCAUUACACUAACCAGUACUAUGGGGUGGUGACCGUCCCUGCGGGUGCCCGGAGUAUCCGUGUGAUAGAACUAAAUACGUCCAGCUCCUACCUGGCAGUCAGGGACACACAGAGACGCUACCACCUUAACGGACAAUGGACGGUGGACUGGCCGGGAAGACACCCCAUCGCUGGAGCUAUUUUCGAAUACAAGAGACCCUAUAACCGACCAGAGAGUCUCAUAUCAACCGGCCCCACCAAUGAGACACUAGUCAUAGAGAUCUUGUUGCAGGGCUGGAACCCAGGUGUACGUUGGGAAUACACUCUGAAGAAAGCAGAUGAGAGAAGAAAUCACAUAAAACACAACUACACAUGGGCCAUCAUACGCUCCCAAUGUUCAUUAACCUGUGCGGGAGGUCAGAUGAGUACCAAGCCAGCAUGCUACAAAGACUUGAGAGUGCAAGUAAAUACAUCCUUCUGCAAUCCCCGGUCAAGACCAACCACUGGACUGAUGCCAUGCAACACCAAACCAUGCCCUUCCAGCUGGUCUGUAGGAGAGUGGGGGGUGUGCAGCCGGAGCUGUGGAGGAGGGGAGCAGACGCGGCAGGUCCAGUGUGACCAGAGAACCAGCCAAACCAACGUAGACGCCCUGGCUGACUCUCACUGCGCUCAGCCCGUUCCUGCCAGGAGGCAAGCCUGCAACACUCACAGCUGUCCCCCAGUUUGGACCAGUGGGCCGUGGUCACAGUGUUCUCGUAAGUGUGGCAACGGCCUGAAGAAGAGGACAGUGUUGUGUACAAGCACCAACCCAGGUGCCCAGAAACAAACAAUGCCAGACAGCGUGUGUGCAGGCCUGCAGAAACCUGCAAGUCAAGAAUCCUGUUUCAUCAAACGCUGCCAGAAACAACGCAAAGUCCAGUGGUUUGUCUCCACAUGGCAAGAGUGCUCAGUUACAUGUGGUCGUGGUUAUCAGACACGCUUCAUCAAGUGUGCAGAAAAGGACACUGCGGGAAAAUACAGAGAGCUUGCUGCCAAGAAGUGCCACCAUGUCCCCAAACCCACAGUGGAGCUCCAGCGGUCCUGCUUUCUGCCUGAGUGCCCCGUCCGCACGACUCCACCAAUCCACCGAUGGAGCACACAUCAUCGCACCUAUCCACCUCAACCCCUCCCUCAACCUCCAUCUCAGCCAGAUUGGCACUCAUCCCCUUGGUCUCAGUGCACAGUGACAUGUGGAGGAGGAGUGCAGGCCAGGACUGUCCAAUGUCUGGUCCAAGGGAAGCCCUCUCCAGGCUGUGCUCUCCACCUUAAACCCUCCAUGUCCCAGGCCUGCAACACCAACUUCUGCCCACAGCCUGAGAAGAAAGAUGUUGCCUGUAGGGAUUACUUUAACUGGUGUUACCUGGUGCCCCAGCACGGAGUCUGCAAUCACAAGUUCUACGGCAAGCAGUGCUGCCAAUCCUGCUCAAAUUCAAACCUGUAAGCACACAGGGUGAGUCUGUCUGUGGCACAGACAGAGAGGCAGUUAGAUAGACAUAAGACAUUGUUUGAAGCCCGGGCUUGAAAAGACAGCGUUUCUGCUUUAAGCGUGUGGCGAGCACUGAAGAACAAAUGACAUUUCUAUGGAAGUGCAAAAAAAAAAAGAAAAGAAAGUUGCAGUACCCUUUCUUCUCCAUGUGAUGCCGGACAUCUGGAUACAAGAACAUGAUGCUGACAGCACUACAAAAGAAUGUGAUCAGGACAGUACAAUUACAGGAGAGACAUAUGAGGAAGAACGGGUGUAAUGGGGAUCUUGAUUAAAGCGAAGAGGUCUGACAUUUCCAAGAGAAAUGGAAAACCUGAAAAAGCCCAGUUUUGUUUCUAUACUGUUUGUAAUGAAACAUAUCUGUGCCCAUGACACUAAACUUCUUCCAUUCAACCAAAGGCUAAAGAUGGCAGGCCAAGAGAAAAAACAAAAUGCUUAACGAUGUUUCAGGCAUUGGCAAGCUACAACACAUAAUACGCCAUGUUCUGCACUGCAAAUUCUAAUCAAUUAGAAAUCCGAAGUUUGGUAAUUAAAAUGGAUUUCAAAGAAGUGAAUAAGGCAAUAUAAGUUUUAAUGGACGUCUUGAUGAAAAACAGACCUGGAAUAAUCAAAGUGGGAUUCUUUGAUAGCGGGACAAUAACAGGAAGCUUGGCUUUGUUUUGUAAAAGAGAAGAAAAAAAAAACGAAAGAAAAUAAAAUGCGUCGAACGAGAGAACGGGUCAUGGCGGUGUGAACUGACUUUCAUACUCAGUGGUGCUACGUCGUCUUGUGUCACAUCAACAAUGUGAAAUCACAAGUUUCAGGAAAGAACAAAUGCAUUGUGUGACCAGUGUACAGUAUUGUUUGUUUUUAUUUAUUGGCUUUACAAUACAGCUUUGCUGAAAGACUGUAUUAAUAAGCAGUAUAAUUGUGUCCUUUUAAUAUGCUACCCUAAGCUCAUUACCUUUAUAUUUUGUACUUUUUUCAUAGGAUUUCAUGCUGACGAAACACACCCUUUUUCAUUUAAAACAUUUGUUUUAUUUCUAAAUACGAAAAUCAUGUGAUGUCAAAAGUACAAUUUAGCAAUAUUAACAAUGACUGAAGUUUUAUUUACAUCUUCACCGAUGACUAAAGUAUGAGCAUGAUGGUUGAAGAGUCACCGCUCCACUGUCAGGUUUCAUGGUCCUACAUUAUCACACUAGUCAUGUUGAAGCAUUGAGAUGGCACAAAAAUAAUGCAGUAUUUAUUGGUUAAGGAUUCAAAGCGAUGAAAGAUGACGGCUAAUGCUACUCCAAUGUGAUUUGUACUGUGUAAGUGAAAAACAAUAAACAACUGUGUGUCAUGUCAGCAUCUCA